GGCUGCACGCAGUGCCCGAGCUGGGCAGCGUCGCGCGCGGGAGCAGCCCGCCAACGACACAAAAAAGUAGCAGCCAUGGCAGAGGUGGCGCCAGCGGGCGCGAAGGAGGUCGACCAGCGGCCCAACACGCAUGACCCCUUCUGGGACGGCCAGAAUGAUAUUUUGAAGACCUACUCGCGCGCGCCUGUGUGGAAUUAUUGCGGAGACCUUCGCGAGCCUCCACGCCAUCGAGCCGCAGCAGUUACGGAGGCAACGUCGAGUCUUGGCCUGGAAUCUCCACGCCAUUGAGCAGACGCAGUCACGGGGGCGACGUCGCGUCGAUGGCGUGGGGCGCCUGCGAUUGAUUUCCACACACAGGUUCAACUACGAGGCGCUCACGGCGUACAAGCAGAAGCUGCACCGAUCGGAGAUGCUUGGCGCGAUAAUUGUCCCGCCGUGCAUGCUUCUUGCCCUUCUCUCAUAUCCUUGCGACAUGGCCAACAUCCGCGACGAAGUGAACGCGCGCCACAUCGCGCUGACGGCGGAUGGAUUACGUUACGUCGUGGACAAGCACCCGACCGGCUGUCGGUUACAGUGCCAGGACGAGGGCCGCAGCUCGCAGACCGUGCCCUACGACAAGAUUACUGACUGCGACGUGGAGGAGCCGGCCGGGAGCGAGGGCUGCCCGUGCAUGCUCGUGAAGCGCACGAUGUACACGUUCAACGUCGCCACGGCGAACGGCCCGGCGCUAGGCAACGCCAUGGCGGGCCCAGGCCUGUGGGGCAUCGACGCGCCCUACGAACUCAAGAAGGACGUGUGGUCCAUGAAGCGCGGCCAGGGCAUCGCCGGCGUCGAGGCGGCAUACAACGCCGCGCCCUCGGUCGCGUCCAUGGAUCGGAGCGGCGGCGGCGGGGGGAUCGGCGGCGGAAACUCCGAGCAACUCCUCGCACAGAUACUCCAGUGCAUCAAGGAGCAGAACAGCAUCCUCGCCCAGUUGAAGAAGUAGUGAGCCUUUCCCUCGGGCUACAUAAAUUGCAGUUCGCUUUAUAUAUCUAGACACGCACGGGUUCCGAACGCCGCGCGGUUAGAAGGCCAGCCGCCCGCGGACGCGCUCCUUGCCGCGCGCGACGGCCCGGCGCCGCGCCGGGAGGCCCUCGCCCUCGUCCUCGCUCUCCGGCGAGUGCAAGUAUUAUUGGCGUGGCCCUGGUCGUGGGCGAGUCGCUCCCGGCCCAGAAGCUCGUCGGCUUGGCGAUAGAUCUGCAUCGGCGGCGUCAUGCUCUACUCGAUCAUCGACGAUUUGAUGAAGAAGUAGGCGCCCGGUCCUCUCCCGUCCCGAUCGGGGCGCUGAAAGGCUACUAGGGAUGCCUAGCAUACUAGGCGCAGCGCGCAGCCGGCUGCACUCCCCAGAGCUGGGCAGCGUCGCGGGAGCAGCCCGGUUAGGCUGGCCAACUACACCAGAAAGUAGCAGCCAUGGCAGAGGUGGCGCCAGCGGGCGCGAAGGAGGUCGACCAGCGGCCCAACACGCACGACCCCUUCUGGGACGGCCAGAAUGACAUCCUGAAGACUUAUUCAUUUAAUUAUCAGGCGCUCACGGAGUACAAGCAGAAGCUGCACCGGUCAUAUUGUUUGGGACAACAUAUUUGCUUCCCGCCGGGGUAUCUUAUUGCCGCCCUCACGUACCCGUGCGAAUUGCCGCGUCGUCCUCCACGCCAUCGACGCGACGCCUGCUCGAUGGCGCGGCGAUGCCGGUUCCUCGCCGCUCGACCGAGCCAGAAGCACCCGACGCACUGGUUGAUUUCCACCCAGGUGCGACAUGAAGAACAUCCGCGACGAAGUGUACGCCCGCCACAUCGCGCUGACACAGGAUGGAUUACGUUACAUCGUGGACAAGCACCCGAGCCAGUGUCGGCUGGCGUGCCAGGACGUGGGCCGCAGCUCGCAGACCGUCCCCUACGACAAGAUUACUGACUGCGACGUGGAGGAGCCGGCCGGGAGCGAGGGCUGCCCGUGCCUCCUCGUGAAGCGCACGGAGUACGUGUUCAACGUGGCCACGGCGAACGGCCCGGCGUUCCAUUCCUCCAUGAGCGUUGGCCUGCGGGGCAUCGACGCGCCCUACGAACUCAAGAAGGACGUGUGGUCCAUGAAGCGCGGCCAGGGCAUCGCCGGCGUCGAGGCGGCAUACAACGCCGCGCCCUCGGUCGCGUCCAUGGAUCGGAGCGGCGGCGGCGGCGGGGGCGGCGGCGGAAACUCCGAGCAGCUCCUCGCCCAAAUCCUCCAAUGCCUCAAGGAGCAGAACAGCAUCCUCGCCCAGUUGAAGAAGUAGUGAAGCCUGGAGUCGUUCACCCCAGACCUUCCUCUCGGGCCCCGUCCCGCCCCCGGCCCUGAGCCCUCAUACGCCGUCGCCCCGAGUGUUUCUGCAUGGAAAGACCCGUCGGAGCAUCCAAGCUACGUAAAUUGCAGUUCGCUUU
Molecule: messenger RNA, 2447 nt
Organism: Pelagomonas calceolata
Lineage: Eukaryota; Pelagophyceae; Pelagomonadales; Pelagomonadaceae
Source: the annotation of a GenBank genome assembly